Pimephales promelas (fathead minnow) is the source of this 880-nucleotide messenger RNA. The record is from RefSeq and is a predicted model, not a curated record. NCBI's taxonomy places the organism in Eukaryota, Metazoa, Chordata, Actinopteri, Cypriniformes, Leuciscidae.
UGGCAGCAAGUGAAAAAGAGCGGAAAGACGGCCGGUUUGAUCCUGACGAACUACAUUGACGGAUGCAUAGACUGGUCAGUGGACUUGAAGACGUAUCGUGUGUUGGCCGGAGAGCCUCUGAGGGUGAAAUGCGCUCUGUUCUACAGCUACAUACGCACCAACUAUAGCGUGGCCCAGAAUGCCAAGCUGCGGCUCAUCUGGUACAGGAACAAGGGUGAUUCUGAGGAGCCAAUCAUCUUCUCGGGUCAUCGGCUGAGCAAGGAGGGAGAUUCCAUUUGGUUCCGCUCAGCAGAGAUGGAGGACAAUGGAUUUUACACUUGUGUGCUCAGAAACUCAACGUACUGUAUGAAGGUGUCCAUGUCACUGACGGUGGAGGAGAGUGAAGAGGGACUCUGCUUUAGCAGUCGAAUACGUUACCAGGAGAGGGCCGAGAUCACCAAGAGCAAAAUGAUUACCUGCCCUGACAUUGAUGACUAUCUCGCCCCCUACAAGCAGCCUAUCAUGACCUGGAACAAGGAAUGUCAGAGGCAAGACUGGAGGAGCUCCAUAAUCAUCAACACCACCAGUCUGUGGAUCCCAGAUGUGCAGGAAGAUGAUGGAGGAAAUUACACAUGUGAACUUAAAUACGGCAGCAGAGUUGUGAGGCGGACCACAGAGCUCAAAGUCACAGUUGGUGAUGCUUCAAGCAAGUACCUGUAUAGCCCAAGAAGUUCUCAACAGUUUUGUAGAUGAAACUCUUUUCCUCACAACAAUGUUAUUCCAUGUCUUCACAACACUUAGAAUUGGUAAAUAUAGUAAAUAAAAAUAGAGCUUUUUUAUUCCUAUUAAUGUUCACAUACAGCAAAGCAUUCCAAUGCAACUUUUUUUUUGAUUACAUCAA